Molecule: messenger RNA, 1365 nt
Organism: Exophiala bonariae
Lineage: Eukaryota; Fungi; Ascomycota; Eurotiomycetes; Chaetothyriales; Herpotrichiellaceae
Exons: 2
Coding region: 1-1365 (454 amino acids)
Biological process (GO): transcription by RNA polymerase III
Cellular component (GO): RNA polymerase III complex
Source: RefSeq, a predicted model, not a curated record
AUGCCACCUCCUCUGCAUUCCGCCUCUCCUACCCCAGGUCCUUCCGGCACCGGUCGUAGGAGGGAUAGAACCGCUGAAGCCCUCUAUGCCUGGUGUGUUCAAAAUCACGAUGCAGGCUAUGUCUUUUCUCAGGAUGAACUCCUCAACGCCGGUAUCAUUCCCGACAAAAAGCUCGAGAUCCUCCUCACUUCCACUCAACAUCUUGUCAACCGUGCCCUUUUCAAGCUUCAUGACAGAGUCGGCGGUUCCAUCGGCUGGGAACUGGUUGAAGAGGAAAAGGCAAAAAACCAGAUCGGCCUAUCUCGCGACGAGAAGAUGGUUUAUGCCUGUAUCGAGAACUCGGGCACCGCCGGAAUAUGGAACAAGACCAUCAAAAAUCGCAUCUCGGCUCAUGCGCAAGUCCUCGAGCGCGUUCUCAAAGGAUUGACCAACAAGGGUCUUAUCAAGUCCAUGUCCAGUGUAAAGAACCCAGGACGAAAGAUGUGGAUUUUGGCUGGCCUGCAACCUAAUGAGGAGGCCACCGGAGGCGCCUGGUUUACAAAUGGUGACCUGGACACUUCCUUACUCCAAGCCGUUGCUACAGUGGUGCAAAAAUAUGUUUCGGAACAGUCCUGGGAGGAAACGGAUGAUGGUGAUCAGUCCUCGCCUGUCAAUAACAAACGCAAGGCUCCCACUGAUGGCUUUGACGAUGAAGCCGAAACCCGUUCCAAGUCCUCUCGACUUGAAAACUCUUCCCACCACCACAAAGGCAAAGGCGCUCCUACUCACCCGAGAACGUUUCGUCCCUACGAUUCGGGCUAUGCCAAGUAUCCUACACUCACCGAAAUUUCCCGGUACAUUCUCAAGUCCAAUAUCACGGGCACCAUUCUCCCCCAAAAUGCCAUUGCUCAACUCCUGGAUGUUAUGGUUUAUGAUAACAAGCUCUUCAAAGUGAGCCGCAAGCCCAACAGCGAAGACGAUGAUGAUCCCGAUAAUAACGAGUCUGUCACCAUGUACCGCUCAUUCAAAACGCCCCAAGACCUUCACGAAGACAAUCAGUUGGUUGCCCGUGCAAACAGUCAGAAACUCGACGUCAGAAACGCUGCUCUUCGCCAGCAAGUAUUAGAAGACCUUGGCCCGGGAGGUUCCAGUGAGGUCCCGUGUAUGAGCUGUCCAGUGUUUGAUAUAUGCGAGGAUGGUGGACCUGUGAAUGUCCGGACUUGCGUCUAUUUCGACCAAUGGUAUGAUGUCCUUGCAACAGCCGAUCGCGAAGCUGAUGUGGGUGUCUAUGCCCCCAAGGAUAAGGGCAGGUCGAAGGUAAAAGGUCAUGGAAAAGAGGGGGCAAUGAUUGAGGUUGAGGUCGAGGUUGGCGAUGGAGAUUCUUGA